This is a messenger RNA of Tupaia belangeri chinensis (Chinese tree shrew), 4788 nucleotides long. RefSeq names its product SR-related CTD associated factor 4 (gene SCAF4). The record is from RefSeq and is a predicted model, not a curated record. Gene Ontology annotation, molecular function: RNA binding; RNA polymerase II C-terminal domain phosphoserine binding. Lineage: Eukaryota; Metazoa; Chordata; Mammalia; Scandentia; Tupaiidae. Gene Ontology annotation, biological process: negative regulation of termination of RNA polymerase II transcription, poly(A)-coupled. Gene Ontology annotation, cellular component: nucleus.
ACAAGACAGAGACUCCACCCCAGCAGUACAUGGAGACUUUUUGAGAAGUGCAGCACUGAUGUGCUCUUUUCACUUAUGGAUAUGAAGCCUCCCAUCUCUAGAGCCAAGAUGAUUCUCAUCACUAAAGCUGCUAUUAAAGCUAUUAAGCUUUACAAGCAUGUAGUUCAAAUAGUAGAAAAGUUCAUCAAAAAGUGUAAACCAGAGUACAAGGUUCCAGGCUUGUAUGUAAUUGACUCAAUUGUGCGACAGUCUCGUCAUCAGUUUGGAACUGAUAAAGAUGUUUUUGGGCCAAGAUUCUCUAAAAACAUAACUGCCACAUUCCAAUAUUUAUAUCUUUGUCCAUCUGAAGAUAAGAGUAAAAUAGUUCGUGUGCUGAAUCUUUGGCAGAAGAAUGGAGUUUUCAAAAUUGAAAUUAUUCAGCCUCUCUUGGACAUGGCAGCAGGAACCAGUAAUGCUGCACCCGUAGCAGAAACUGUUACCAAUAAUGAAGGCUCACCGCCACCUCCAGUAAAAGUUUCUUCUGAACCCCCACAAGCCACUCCAAACUCCGUACCAGCUGUACCACAGUUGCCCAGCUCUGAUGCUUUUGCCGCUGUGGCUCAACUGUUUCAGACAACUCAAGGCCAACAGCUUCAGCAGAUCCUUCAGACUUUUCAACAACCUCCAAAACCACAGUCUCCCGCCCUUGACAAUGCUGUGAUGGCUCAGGUUCAGGCUAUCACAGCUCAGUUAAAGACAGCUCCUACACAACCACCUGAACAAAAAGCUGCUUUCCCCCCACCUGAACAAAAAACUGCAUUUGACAAGAAACUACUUGAUAGAUUUGAUUAUGAUGAUGAGCCAGAAGCUGUGGAAGAAUCAAAGAAAGAAGAAGCUGUUGUAAUCACGACUGCAGCACCAGCCGCAGCCGCGCCCCCUGCACCUGCUGCUGCCGUGCCCACCACCACCACUCCCGCUGCCGCCUCUCCCCCUCCUCCACAAGCACCUUUUGGAUUUCCUGGAGAUGGCAUGCAACAGCCAGCAUACACGCAACAUCAAAAUAUGGAUCAGUUUCCACCUCGAAUGAUGGGAAUACAGCAGGAUCCAAUGCAUCAUCAGGUUCCACUUCCUCCUAAUGGGCAAAUGCCAGGAUUUGGACUCAUUCCUGCACCUCCGUUUCCGCCCAUGGCUCAGCCUGUGAUUCCCCCAACUCCACCAGUGCAGCAGCCUUUCCAAGCUCCUUUCCAGGCACAAAAUGAACCACUGACACAGAAGCCACAUCAGGAAAUGGAAGUAGAGCAACCUUGUAUUCAAGAGGUUAAGCGGCAUAUGUCUGAUAACAGAAAGUCGAGAUCUAGGUCAGCAUCCAGGUCACCAAAAAGGAGACGAUCUAGGUCUGGUUCUAGAUCUCGAAGGUCUCGUCAUAGACGUUCUCGAUCUCGAUCCAGGGAUAGGCGCCGACAUUCUCCUCGAUCUCGGUCCCAAGAAAGAAGGGAUCGAGAAAAAGAAAGGGAACGCCGACAAAAAGGCCUUCCUCAAAUCAAACCAGAAACUGCCAGUGUUUGCAGUACUACACUUUGGGUGGGACAGCUAGACAAAAGGACUACUCAGCAGGAUGUUGCCAGUCUCUUGGAAGAGUUUGGUCCAAUUGAAUCAAUUAAUAUGAUUCCUCCCAGAGGUUGUGCCUAUAUUGUUAUGGUUCAUAGACAAGACGCUUAUCGUGCUCUGCAGAAACUGAGCCGAGGAAACUAUAAAGUGAACCAGAAAUCCAUUAAGAUUGCCUGGGCCUUAAACAAAGGAAUAAAGGCGGAUUAUAAGCAGUAUUGGGAUGUAGAACUUGGUGUAACUUAUAUUCCGUGGGAUAAAGUCAAGCCUGAGGAACUGGAGAGUUUUUGUGAAGGAGGAAUGUUGGAUAAUGAUACACUUAACCCAGAUUGGAAAGGAAUUCCUAAGAAACCUGAAAAUGAAGUUGCUCAAAACGGAGGUGCAGAAACCUCACACACAGAACCAGUAUCACCCAUACCUAAGCCUUUACCUGUGCCUGUCCCUCCUAUUCCUGUUCCUGCACCUAUAACAGUGCCACCUCCACAGGUCCCACCACAUCAGCCGGGUCCUCCUGUAGUUGGUGCUCUCCAGCCACCGACUUUCACACCUCCUUUGGGAAUUCCUCCUCCAGGCUUUGGUCCUGGUGUUCCUCCUCCUCCACCACCACCACCAUUUUUGCGCCCAGGAUUUAAUCCAAUGCAUUUACCACCAGGCUUUCUUCCUCCUGGACCCCCACCUCCUAUAACCCCACCAGUAUCCAUUCCUCCUCCUCACACUCCUCCAAUAAGCAUCCCAAACUCCACUAUCGCUGGUAUAAAUGAAGACACUACAAAAGACUUAUCUAUUGGAAAUCCCAUUCCAACAGUGGUGUCUGGGGCUAGAGGAAACGCCGAGUCUGGUGACAGUGUGAAAAUGUAUGGUUCUGCUGUGCCACCUGCUGCACCCACGAAUCUGCCUACCCCUCCUGUUACCCAGCCUGUUUCACUUCUUGGUAAGUUCAUUUUUUUGUCAUUUGUUCCCAUCCCUAGUCCCCACUACCAUGCUAGCCUUUUAAAAUGUGAUACGCAUUUCAUUAAAUACUCUCCACUAUUUUUCUUUGAAGAAGUUUUUCCUCUUAAAUCAGUAAGUGCAUUUGGUCUUUAUUUUUACUCAUCUGAAACCCCUAGACUUCAGAAGCAUUCUUUGCAGGCUAGUAAACAAAUCAUAUUUGUACAUUCAAGUGAAAAUGACAGUGCAGAGCCUCAGACAGAAGCAGCAUCCUUAUUAGGGGAAAAAUGGUAUUUUGACAUGGUUGCCUCAGCAGUUUUCAAGGUUAUAAAGCAAGGAUCACAAAUUGGUAGCCUAGAGACUGAAUUGCUGGGCAGUGGUGUGAUGUACUUCAGUUCCUGCAUGGCCUCAGUUGUUGUAGAAGGCCAGCCUAAAGAGUAUCUUAAAUUUAAGUCUCUUGGACUAAUGAAGAAGGUGGGAGGGGCAGAACCUUUUGGCUCUAGUUUGGUUUUCUGUGAAGAAAUUCAGGGUUAUAGUGACUGUCCUGUAGGAGACAGGCCGUAUGUAGAAGUUCAUAAGACUGGAAAGGGGAGACCAGCUUGGAUGCUGUUUAUAGCAGAUCUCACAUUGGGUUGGCUUUGCAUCCCACAUGAGCUUGUCCCCAUUUUAGAUGGGGAAACAGAAGCAUUUGGAGAUGAAGUUGAUGGUUGUAACAAACAGCCCCAAGUACCAGGGCUGAACAUACUGUAUUUUUUUAAGGCAAGGUCCAGCAUCACUAUUAACCAGAUGGGACUAUUGGGUGCAUUUCUUUAUGAACAUUUACAGCGGUUUCCUUUGAUGCCGCCCCGUCCCAUGCCACCGCACAUGAUGCACAGAGGGCCACCACCAGGACCAGGGGGCUUUGCAAUGCCCCCACCUCAUGGAAUGAAAGGUCCCUUUCCACCACAUGGCCCUUUCGUUAGGCCUGGUGGGAUGCCAGGGCUUGGGGGCCCAGGGCCAGGCCCAGGGGGUCCUGAAGAUAGAGAUGGAAGGCAGCAACAGCCACAGCAGCAGCAGCAGCAGCAGCAGCAGCAGCAACCACGACCACAGCCACAGCAGCAGCCACCAUCACAACAGCCACCACCAAGUCAGCAGCCACAGCAGUAUAGAAAUGAUAACAGGCAGCAGUUCAAUUCAGGUAGAGACCAAGAAAGGUUUGGAAGAAGAUCUUUCGGAAAUAGGGUGGAAAAUGACCGGGAACGGUAUGGGAGUCGUAAUGAUGAUAGAGAUAAUAGUAAUCGUGAAAGGAGAGAGUGGGGAAGAAGGAGUCCUGACCGGGACAGGCACAGAGACUUGGAAGAGAGAAAUAGACGCUCUAGUGGGCAUCGAGACAGAGAGAGAGAUUCUAGAGAUAGAGAGUCUCGUAGGGAGAAGGAAGAAAACCGAGGAAAGGAAAAACCUGAGGUGACAGACAGGGCAGGUGGUAACAAAACCACUGAACCUCCCAUUAGCCAAGUGGGAAAUGUAGACACUGUUUCAGAACUUGAUAAGGGGGAGACUGAGUCUGCAGUCGUAAAACCUUCUGAAGAGUUGCCUGCUGAGGCUACCUCAUCCGUUGAACCUGAGAAGGAUUCUGGCCCAGCAGCAGAGGCUCCUCGUUAGAGACUGGAAUUUAUCAAAAUGUGACAGUGACACUUCCCGGCGUGUAGAGCUUGAGGUGUACAGAUGCUGUAUUAUAUCUGCUCCCGCUAGAUCACAGCCCCACAGUAGUUGGUGGGGAAUUGUAAGCAAUUUGAUUGCUUCCCUUCUAUUUAAAAAUAGCCACAAAAUAACAAAAAAUACUGAAGAUAUGAAUAAAUAUUACCCUUUUUGCUGUAACUUUUUAAAAGUUUUGACUUUAAAAAGUUUACAAAUCGUAAUUAGAAGUGCUCUCUAUUUUUUUUUUUUUAAUUUAAGACAAGGUAAACGGUGAAAGCUCCUCAAAACAAUAGGGAUGUUUUUAAUAAACUCUAUUUUCGUAACAAACUUUAAUGUGUGCUAUUCUUCCUACACUGCAUUACGGUGGAAAAGGAUUGUUCACCAUCAAAGUUUGAGUUGUCGAUAACUGUACUAAAGUCUAAAUUAGACUUAUUUGAUGGAAGUAGACAUUUUAUGUAGUUAUUCUCACUUUCAUUUGUAAUACUUUUGAUUUUUAGCAUCUCAAUCAUAGGUAAAGGUUAGUGGUUUUAAUGUUAAUUGGGAAAUUUGUUAGUGUUUGCAAUCCAGUCAAGGUUUUUUUUUUUUUUUUCAGUUGGCUUU